Ricinus communis (castor bean) is the source of this 1639-nucleotide messenger RNA. Its product is annotated as purple acid phosphatase 2. Bases 127 to 1551 code for a protein of 474 amino acids. Gene Ontology annotation, molecular function: acid phosphatase activity; metal ion binding. NCBI's taxonomy places the organism in Eukaryota, Viridiplantae, Streptophyta, Magnoliopsida, Malpighiales, Euphorbiaceae. The record is from RefSeq and is a predicted model, not a curated record. The transcript is spliced from 8 exons.
AAGCUAAGCACAUUAUCUUUCUAUAUUUAUUGUGUUAAUAAUAAAUAUACAAAGAUUAUCAAAUAUUUGAAGGGUAUAUAUAUAUAUAUAAGAGCGCGCAGAGCUCAAGAGGGGUUGCGGGCUGGGAUGUCGAGCUGUGAAUCACAGAUGGGUUCUUCUUCUUUUUCUGUAUUGUUUAUUGUUCUUUUUGGUUUGGUUUUGAAUGUUGCAGUGCUGUGUAAUGGAGGCAAAACCAGUAGUUUCGUUAGGCCAGUGGAGAAAACUGUUGACAUGCCUCUUGACAGUGAUGUUUUUCAAGUCCCUCCAGGCUACAAUGCUCCCCAGCAGGUGCACAUAACACAAGGUGAUCAUGAUGGAAAGGCAGUUAUUGUAUCAUGGGUGACCGAGGAUGAACCAGGUUCAAGUAAUGUGCUUUACUGGAGUAAAAGUAGUCCACAUAAAAAGCAGGCCAAAGGCAAAUAUACUACCUACAAGUUCUACAACUACACCUCCGGUUAUAUUCAUCACUGCACCAUUAGAAACUUGGAGUACAACACAAAAUAUUACUAUGCAGUUGGGAUUGGUCACACGACAAGGCAAUUCUGGUUUGUGACUCCUCCUGCUGUUGGUCCUGAUGUUCCCUAUACAUUUGGUCUCAUAGGGGAUCUUGGUCAGAGUUUUGAUUCAAACAAGACACUUACUCAUUAUGAAAUGAACCCACAAAAAGGACAGACGGUGUUGUUUGUAGGAGACCUCUCUUAUGCAGAUAACUACCCGAAUCACGACAAUGUGAGGUGGGAUACAUGGGGAAGGUUUACAGAGAGAAGUAUUGCUUAUCAGCCUUGGAUAUGGACAGCAGGAAAUCAUGAGAUCGACUUUGCCCCUGAAAUCGGUGAAACUAAACCAUUUAAACCAUAUACUCAUCGUUAUCAUGUCCCGUAUAAAGCAUCAGGCAGUACUACUCCUUUUUGGUACUCCAUCAAGAGAGCUUCAGCAUAUAUAAUUGUCUUGUCUUCAUAUUCAGCGUAUGGUAAAUAUACUCCUCAGUAUGAAUGGCUUGAAGAAGAGUUUCCAAAAGUUAACAGGACCGAGACACCAUGGUUGAUUGUUCUUAUGCAUUCCCCAUGGUACAAUAGCUACAACUAUCAUUACAUGGAAGGAGAGACCAUGAGAGUAAUGUAUGAGCCAUGGUUUGUUAAGUAUAAAGUGGAUGUCGUUUUUGCUGGGCAUGUUCAUGCCUAUGAGCGAUCUGAACGCAUAUCAAAUGUUGCAUACAACAUUGUAAAUGGAAAAUGCAGUCCAGUAGAAGAUAAAUCUGCCCCAGUUUACAUUACAAUUGGUGAUGGAGGAAAUCUUGAAGGCUUAGCAACCAACAUGACAGACCCACAGCCAGCAUAUUCAGCAUAUCGCGAGGCCAGUUUCGGCCAUGCAAUCUUCGAUAUUAAAAACCGAACCCACGCUUACUACAGUUGGCACCGGAACCAGGAUGGAUAUGCUGUAGAGGCUGAUACUAUGUGGUUCUACAACAGAUACUGGCAUCCAGUUGAUGAUUCUACAAGUGCUCCAUUGUAAUGACAAAUUGUGUACUUCGUUCUGUUGAAAUUUUAUGGAAUUAGUCAAUGCAUAACUUGACCAUAAUACAAAAAGAAUUUCCUAUUAA